Messenger RNA from Dermacentor silvarum, 3831 nucleotides. RefSeq lists its product as uncharacterized. The transcript has 6 exons. NCBI's taxonomy places the organism in Eukaryota, Metazoa, Arthropoda, Arachnida, Ixodida, Ixodidae. The record is from RefSeq and is a predicted model, not a curated record. Bases 489 to 1556 code for a protein of 355 amino acids.
AAAAUCAUCCUAUGUGGAGGUGCCGGGGUUCGAACCCGGGGCCUUUCACAUGCGAAGCGAACGCUCUACCACUGAGCUACACCCCCAGGACACGCGUAUAUUCGAAAAUAUCCUAUAAAUCCGUUAUUCAUCACAAUAACUGCGUUGCGAUUGUUCAGCGUUAUUACGUUAAUAAAACUGUCGUACAUUGCUCCCAUGAGCAGCGGUAACCGCUUUGACAAUAUUCGUGCAAUUAUUCAUAGUCAUUACAGAAGCUAUAUCGAGAGAGAGAGAGAGAAGUUGGGCGAGAGAGCAAUGGCUCAGCCAAAGGAGGCAAAUGCAUGGCUCAGCACAGGCAGGCAGAAGCGGCAGAUGCUGUCAGAGUGAGGCUGCUAACGUGAUCGUGAUUCAUGCAUCAAUGUUUUACCGAAGCGUAGCCAGGUAGUACGCUUGGCCCGUCCACUACUGCCCAAGUCGUACAAGCUAAACGGCAGUCGUUAUCAGGCACCAUGCGUUCUGGAAGCGUGCGGAGGAAAACCACAAAAACUUCGUUUCGCGCAGAACUACGAACUUUGUUAGCCACUGCAGUGAGGCUCAACAUGCCACCUAGCGCCGUCGAUGAAUGCAUCAAAGAGGUGUUCUUCAGACGGAAACGAUCGCCAACAUGUGCGAGCACUUCAGCAACAAGUGUCUGCGCGCGAGUCACAAACAUCCUGAUGUGGUGCUUGAUUCUCUUGGUAUCAUUCAGAGUCAUCCUUCACAUUUGCUUCGAGGGCAUGACUCUAGACAGGUUAUACGACAUGUACAUGUACCCUGGGCUUCGAACUGCUCGGUUACUUGCCUUACCAUUGCUGAGCCAGUUUCCAUCGUUAGCAUAUUACCAUGAUAGAAAGUGCCUGGUUCAUAAUCCAUUUUUCAACCCAAUGAACGAAUCGGAAUGUUGGCCGUGCGAAAAUUUCAAGGCAAUUGUCGACUUGACCGGUCAUUCCGAGAUUGCCGUGAAUUACGUAUGGAGCCUUGUACCAUUUGUUGUAAAGGAUGCUCUGAAGCACAACAUCAGUGGAGAGCACAUGCAUCAGUUUUUAAAGGCACACCAUGAACUAACAGAUGAUACGUCUGCCAAGUUCUAUUCCACUCUCCAUGGUGUGGAGGAACCCCGCCAUUUACUUGACUGGCGAAAGUGGCAACAGGUGGAUGACCGUUAUUUUCAUAUAUCGUGGGAACUGGCAUCCCCUCCAGCUGCACGCAUUCUCAGGCAGGUUUUUCACAGGCCUUACUUUGUGCAAAACGUCUCUGAGGUGUCCCUGCAGAGAUUCCUGUUGUUUGAUGGUCCCGACGCACCAAGUUACUAUCUGCCCGAAACGGACUUCUCAAGUUCCUGGCUUGUGCAAGUAGAGGGAAACCGGCUUGUGGUGCUUGAACCCUCGGAACUUUGCAUCCGUGACUGCCGUCAGGUGUCGGUGCUUCUGAAGCCCAAUGACGUCUUGUACUUCAGCAGUACCAUCUCCAAGGCAAGGUUGAUACCUGUUCAUGUCGGAGAUCUGCCAAGCAUCACGUAUCUAGGCUCGUUCUACUGAAGCUUGUGCUGAAGUUCAUUUAGUGUUGAACAGUUCCUUUGGAAUAGCAUUUACUUUGCCUUUUUGACACCACGGCACUUUAUAGUUGUGCAAUCAGGUGCACCUGGAUAGAAUGUAUGGUGCUAUGCAUUAUGUACACACACCUGCCAACCUGUGAACUUUAGGAUUAGUGAAAUUCUGCACACACGACACCCAGAGGGGGUGGAGGAUAGCACACAUUUUUUUUUAUGCCCACCCUGAGCACACAUCUUUUGUGGGGUACAUACGCACUUUUAUUAAUGAUGAUUCAUCUUUAGAUGCAGGACACAAGCAACACAUUGUUUUUAGAUCACUAUUACUUUUUCGGUGACUUUGGUAUUUCUGUGUAAACUUGCUUGAAGCCAGUGGCCCUCUUGCAUCUUUUCACCAUUAGACUUCCAGCAAAAGGUUUGGGGAAUGACGAGCAAAACGUUUUCGUAAACACAGAUUAUUUUUCAUAGAACUUACACAACAUUCGUAAAAUAGUAAAGCGAGCCCAAAUUCAUGUAAACUCAACACAAAAUUCGGGAGAAUCGGCAGGUAUGGUGUAACUCAGGUGUUCUGGCUGGUUGUUCACUUUUCUUUAAAAUCAAAUGAGCUUUUUGAAAGCUUUGCCAACCACCUAUAAGCUGCGCAGCUGUGACAGGAGAGAGAGAGAGCUGUGUGUGGCACAAAAUCUUGGUGGAGCAGGUCACUAAACCAGCAUCUGAUGCAACCCAACUGAUUACUCGUGUGAUUGUGUGCAGGUGCAUAGCAUUUUGUUUAGUUUGCACAAGGCUGUGUGCAAUUGCAUCUAGUGUGCAGUAGUACGCCUCAUUUGCUGCUGCCUUUUUACUGUGUUCAUAAGCAAUGCCACUCAUGGUUUGUCCAGUGCAGAGUUGUUGACACUCAAGUUUUGUCAACAGCCUGCUGUGCCCAUGAGAAGUGCAAAUGGUGCCUUUUUGCUACUCUGAUUAUUGAAUGGAUUGCUGUUUUGUGUUAAGACCCUCUUAUUGCAGCCAACGUUGCGGAAGCUGUGCAAGUAGUACGGUCAUAUAAGACUCACCCUGUGCGUUUCUGAUUUGCGACAUUUUCCACGAAGUAACUACUUCGUAUAUUACUGCUACUUGUGGUCAUAAAGUUGCAUCAAAUCACAUAUUUGUGCACCUUAGCGCUUCCAGUAUGCCACAUGCCAUGUCUUGGUCUCGAGCGCAGCCUGUGCACUGUGGCCACUGGUCACGGAAACAUGCCACUUCGCUCUUUCAUUGGUAGCUUCACAAAGAAUCAGUAGCGCAAAAUAGAAGAGCCUCCCCCCCCCCCCCCCCUCCAAGAACACACAGACUGCUCUCAUUACGGAUUGGCCAACGUGUGUUUGCUGCAGUGCACGAAAUUGAUGAGUCCAAAUAUAGUUGCUUUCCUACAAAACCUUUGUACAGCGGAAGCGUGCAACACUAGGCUAUUUGGUUCUACAUGGCUUUGAAGGUAAAACUAUGUAAAGCGGUACUAACAACUGGAGGGUCUAUUGCGAAGACAGCGCUUCGUGGUGUGUGUUCGUUUCUUCUGUCCGUCAUUGUUCUUUGUGCUGUGCUCUAAAAUGACCAUCAAAUUAUUAGUUGGGAAGCUCUCCUUCCAGCAACAGUGGUAUGCUCUUUAUCUUAGCGCAAUAAUGUAUUAAUUGAGGCUGAUAAUUUUUGCUCUUGUGUCCCUUCAAGCCAUAAAUAAUAGCACGCACUGUAGCUACGUGUUGCUUCAACUGUGCUGCCGCUACUAACACUUGUAAAAUUGUCUGUGCAUGUGAACUUGGUAGUAAUUAUUCCCUUUAUCCAUGAAGAAAUGUUGCUCAAAGCUAAAGAACACAGCACACAUUAGACCUGCACCUUUGUGACUGGCAGUCUGAUGCACACAAAGAUAGGUUGAUCAUUUCCAGGAAUAGCGAGUGUAUACUAUACUCAGAUAAUGCAACACAAAAAAAGCUUUCGCGAGCUGGUGUUGUUUCCAUCAGCAUUGUUUUUGCGAACAGCUUAGUUGUGUCAUAGAUUCACAGGGUUUCGAUAAACAGCGACAAUGUCCCACACAUUCCCUCUGAAAGAGCCUCACAGUUCUUUCUAUUAACCCUUUCAGACGCUAUGUACACCAAGAUAGUACAUCAACAGCAAAAGCACUGAUGAAAGUAAUCAUAUUUAACAUGUGCCGCAUAUAUCUUUAAACACUUAUGAUUGGAAUUGUGUUGCAAUUUUGGAUAACAUGUGCAAAAUGUUUUCGUAAAAUGGGUCGGAAG